Messenger RNA from Trematomus bernacchii (emerald rockcod), 3266 nucleotides. RefSeq names its product ankyrin repeat domain-containing protein 13C-like. The transcript is spliced from 13 exons. Gene Ontology annotation, cellular component: cytoplasm. Gene Ontology annotation, molecular function: protein binding. The coding region runs from base 463 to 2028 and encodes 521 amino acids. Lineage: Eukaryota; Metazoa; Chordata; Actinopteri; Perciformes; Nototheniidae. The record is from RefSeq and is a predicted model, not a curated record.
UUAGCUCAGCUGGUUUAUUGUACCAUCCAGUCCGCCUGAAUUUCGCCGCAAAGCGACCUGAAUCGAUACCAUUUGAUAACCUAUAUCCACGCAGGGGUAUAGACAAUGAUGUAGUCGUUUGGUAUUCGUUUUAAUCCUUAGCUGUAUGUUGAUUUAGUGCGUGUGUGUUGUGUUAUGUUAGACAUUAUUUUGUGUUUUCAUCGCCGCACCCACCAUAUUUAUUUUUUAUUGUGGGCUAGCUAGCGAACAUUUGCUGGAAGCUAACGCUGGCUCUGGAGCAGCAGGUGUAACAUUAUUUGAAUAACAGAGAGCGACCAACCAUCUACUAGAAAAGUAUCGCUGUUUGCUACAUUUGUUUACAAGAUCAUUUUACAUCAUAUUUGAUUCAGAUUGAUGCCACAUUUUGACCAGAUUAAGCCCAUUAACGUUAAUUUGUUAGCCGGUUAACGCGCGGUAGUCAUCAUGACAGGGGAGAAGAUACGCACCAUGCGAAAGGACCACAACAAACCCAACAAAAAUGAGGAGAUAUUGGACACGUACGAUGAGACCUCAACCGGGACUAUCCCUAACGGUACCGGUAACCAUUUAAAAUCCAACAAGGCUUUUCAGAAAUCAGAGAAAACCUCGGCACUGCAACAGCAGCUCAAUGAAAACAACAUUAAUGGAAAUCCAUCACCAAUUGGCACCAUUGUCAAUGAUAACAACAAGAACCCAAUAAUCCUGAGCACUGAGGACUUGGACUUCCCCGUUCAUGAGUGUGUGUUCAAAGGUGAUGUGAGGAGGCUCUCCUCUCUCAUCAGGACCCACAGCAUCUCUCAGAAAGAUGUACAUGGGAACACACCUCUUCACGUGGCUGUGAUGAUGGGCCACAAAGAAUGUGCCCUCCUGCUCCUGGCCCAUAACGCUCCUGUAAAGAUAAAGAAUGCACUGGGAUGGAGCCCUCUAGCAGAAGCCAUCAGCUACGGCGACAGGCAGAUGAUCACAGCAAUACUGCGGAAAUUAAAGCAGCAAUCCAGGGAGAGCGUGGAGGAUAAGAGGCCAAAACUACUGAAAGCACUAAAGGAGCUUGGUGACUUUUAUCUGGAGCUGCAUUGGGACUUUCAGAGCUGGGUGCCGUUGUUGUCCCGGAUGCUGCCAUCUGAUGCUUGUAAAAUCUACAAGCAGGGCCUUAACAUCAGACUUGACACCACUCUCAUAGACUUCACUGAUAUGAAGUGUCAGCGCGGAGAUCUCAGCUUCAUUUUCAACGGCGAGGCCGAACCCUCCCAGUCUUUUGUGGUUCUGGACAAUGAAGCAAAAGUGUACCAAAGAAUACACCACGAGGAGUCAGAGAUGGAGACCGAGGAGGAGGUGGAUAUUCUGAUGGGCAGUGACGUCUACUCUGCCACUCUGUCCACUAAGUCCAUCAGUUUCUCUCGCAGUCAGAUCGGCUGGCUGUUCAGAGAAGAUAAAACAGAGAGGGUGGGGAACUUCCUGGCUGACUUCUACACGGUGAACGGGCUGGUGCUCGAGUCACGGAAACGGCGGGAACACCUUAGUGAGGAGGACAUCUUGAGGAACAAAGCGAUCAUGGAGAGCUUGAGUAAAGGAGGCAGCCUCAGCGAACAAAACUUUGAGCCGGUGAGACGGCUGUCCCUCACAGCUCCCACUCCCAACACACUGUCCUGGGAAGAGUACAUCACUUCAGAGCAGGGGAAGCCACCUCAUCUUGGGAGAGAGCUGGUGUGUAAGGAGAGCAAGAAGAACUUCAAAGCUACUGUAGCCAUGAGCCAGGAUUUCCCUCUAGGCAUCGCGUCGUUAUUAAACGUGUUGGAGGUCAUCGCCCCGUUCAAGCACUUCAACAAACUCCGGGAGUUCGUUCAGAUGAAACUUCCUCCUGGGUUUCCAGUUAAACUCGACAUCCCCGUCUUCCCCACCAUCACAGCAACCGUCACCUUUCAGGAAUUCCGCUAUGACAAAUUUGAAGCCUCUACUUUCGUCAUCCCGUCUGAAUACAAAGAAGAUCCCAGUCGCUUCCCCGACCUCUGACCUGUCAACACGUCUGACACAAACAGGAAAUGACCAGCGGGCUAAUAUGUGCGAGACAAAAAAAGAGGGAAUCCUGUCAUGUUUUACUCUUAUAUAUUGUAUCCGUUUAAAAAAAAAAAAAAAAAAAGGGAACCGGUGUUAUUCAUCAGUUAUUGUUCAUUUUUGCUGAUGGAUCCAAAGUGAAUUGAUGCAAACGGAUGUAACCGAGCGCCAUCUUACAAAUAGAUGCUUAUUGGCAGUUUUUUUUUUUGUGAAAUGAGUGAUAGCUUUCGUUUUAUUAGCUGUUCACCACCUGAGCACCUCAAUGCGCUGUUCCACGCUGCUGUAACUUCCUGUGAAACUGUCAGAAGACACAGUCUGGACUCCUCACCACCCACUGUUUUAAUAUCUACUCUUAUAUCCUCAUCUCUUAUAAGACUUAUUACUGAAAUCUCAUUCUUUCAAAACUGCACUGACACUGUAAAUAAUUCACUUCUCAUCUGUAAUUCAUAAGAUCACAGAUAUAGCUAUAUCCUCCAACUGAGCUUAAUAUUCAUUUAUAAAUGAUGUACUAUAUAUAAAUGCAUAAACUCAAAAGUAACACUGUGUAGCAAUAUAUUUCCAGUACGUACGAAUGUUUUUAACCAUCUGGGGGAAGGUUUAGCAUAACACAUUUAACAGUUUCGAUAUCCAAGCCUUUUCCCCUGUGCAGGAAGCAAAGUCCUGUGCGUUCAGGUUAGCUCAUGUUACCUCUCGGCUGUCUCCAUGUUUGUCGUGAAAGAAAUCUGUGCUCGGUGUGAGUGAAUAAUUGUUCUGUAGCAACGGUUGUUGUGUGUCUAUUUGUGUGUGGGAGAUGGGAUAUCAGGUAAACUGUUCUUAGUUUAAUACUGCACUGAUGUUAAGUAUAUUUAAGGCAUGCUAUGGCUGUGUUGGCCUACUGGAUCACAUGCAUCUUUAAGCUAUAUUCUCAGAGCGAUUUAUUGGUACCAAGAUUAAGGAAAACUUGUAACACUUUGUAACAACUUUUAAGUUCUUACAAAACCUCUCAUUGAUGGUAGCGUUCAUUUCUUUCUCCUUUUUAAUCCAAUGAGAUUAAACUAAACUGUGAAGUUGAUGGUGAAACCUGAAAAUGUCCAGAUGGGAAAUAAUAGGAUCCAUUCAGUUGUUUCUGGCUUCAGCUUAUAUGUACUGCAACCAUACCUACUUCACGCCCCUUUAAAUAAAGCACCAGCAUCACGUUUCAACCGACUUUGUGCAAG